AUGCUCAAGUACCAGAAGUGGCUCACUGCAGGCGUCGCGUUGCUCGCGCUGUGGCUGUUGUUGCUGCAGUAUGUGUCCAAUCACGUGCAAAACCCGCGUGUGUUUUCGGUCGUGAAAGCGCUGCCCGUGUACGCAGUUGUGUCCUUUGGCGCGUACUCGCUGGCAGUCAUCGCGUUGUCCGUCAUGGCAGUACAAGACUUCCCCGAGGCGUCCAAGGAGCUGGAUCAGCAUGUCGUCGAGGCCAAACUGGACCUGGCGAAGAAGGGGUUCAAGUUCUAG
Molecule: messenger RNA, 279 nt
Organism: Hyaloperonospora brassicae
Lineage: Eukaryota; Oomycota; Peronosporomycetes; Peronosporales; Peronosporaceae
Source: the annotation of a GenBank genome assembly